Molecule: messenger RNA, 1408 nt
Organism: Diorhabda carinulata
Lineage: Eukaryota; Metazoa; Arthropoda; Insecta; Coleoptera; Chrysomelidae
Product: glucose-fructose oxidoreductase domain-containing protein 1
Exons: 1
Coding region: 77-1243 (388 amino acids)
Molecular function (GO): nucleotide binding
Source: RefSeq, a predicted model, not a curated record
ACAACUUGAAUGUUUAUAUACAUAAAAUAAAAGUAUACACAUUGUUAUGAUCGAAUUAAUCUUCUAAUUAUAAAGAAUGUUACCUGGAAUUGGAGUAUUUGGAACAGGACCAGUAGUUAAAGUUUUAGUUCCAAUUUUAGUAGAAAAUGGUUUUAAAAUAGAAGCUAUAUGGAGUCAUACUCGACAAAGCGCUCAAGAGACCGCUAAAGAACUUAAAAUUCCAUUUUUCACAGAUAUAAUUGAUGAAGUUUUACUUCGCAAAGAUGUAGAUUUAAUAUUCGUGCUAUGUCCACCAAAUUUACACGCUCAAAUAUCCGUAAAGGCGCUUGGUAUAGGAAAACAUGUAGUAUGCGAUAAACCCGCUGGAUUAAAUCAAUCUGAUGCAUUGAAAAUGGUCGGAGCGGGGCAGUACUAUCCCUCUUUAAUAUCUCUUAUUAACCAUUCGUUUAGAUUUCUUCCAGCAAUAACACAAAUGAAAAAAGCACUCAGAGACAACUAUCUUCAAUCACCAAUAACAUUAAUUGAUAUUCGAAUUCAAAGUGGAUGUCUUUUUAAUGAUUCCGAUAUUUUUGAUUGGAAAUGUGACGAUCGAAUGGGUGGAGGAACUUUAAAUCUAAUAGGAAGUCACGUAGUCGAUUUAAUCACAUUUCUAACCGGACAAAAAGCUAUUAAAGUACAUGGAGUUGUAAGGACAUUCACAAAAAAUACAUCUAAUAUAAAUGGUAUUCGAAGUAUAUCAGCACCAGAUUUCUGUACCUUUCAAAUGGAAUUGAAAAAUGGCAUUUUAGUUACUGCUACAUUAAAUAGUCACACAGUAGGUUCAACUUUCAAUCAAGAUGUUAUGAUAUGUAGUAGUACUGGACAUCUGGUUGUUAGAGGUGGAGAUCUUUUCGGUAGAAAGAACAAAGGAAAUGAAGAAGUACUUUAUCUUGAUGUUGAAGAUUUACAAUGUCCAGUACCUAACUCAGUAUUACCAAAAACUUUUGUUAAAGGCUUGUGUAAAAUGGUUGCAGCAUUAAGAGAAGCUUUCUUACCUAAUAAUGAAAAAGAGGGAUGGAUAAAAGAGCCAGUUGAAGCUGCAGCAACAUUCGAAGAUGGAUUAUAUGUUCAAGCUGUUUUGAGUGCUAUUAGAGAAUCAUCUCAGACUAGACAAUGGGUAAAAGUGAAAGUGAUGACUGAACAGCCAGAUAAAAAUGAACUGUUGAGCGCUGUUGUUAGAAGAACAGCCAUUACUAUUUCUUAGUUUUUUUAAAUUUAUUUUUAAGUUAUUCAUGUAUUGUAUUUAACAAAAUUUAUAUUUUAUGUGUAAGUCUACAUUUUUAAAUUGGAAAUGCAAAAUAUAUUUAAUCAAAAAGCUGUAUAAAUCGUUGUAUGUUAAAAUAUUUUCAGUACAUUUUUUUUGUUCUCA